Molecule: messenger RNA, 6827 nt
Organism: Schistocerca cancellata (South American locust)
Lineage: Eukaryota; Metazoa; Arthropoda; Insecta; Orthoptera; Acrididae
Product: neprilysin-1-like
Exons: 13
Coding region: 874-3243 (789 amino acids)
Biological process (GO): protein processing
Cellular component (GO): plasma membrane
Molecular function (GO): metalloendopeptidase activity
Source: RefSeq, a predicted model, not a curated record
ACCCGAUUAGACCACGCGGCUGCUGCGGCUUUCGACCGGCGCGUCCAGCGGAUUCCCGCGCCACGUACCCUGUCCCCCCUCCUCCGCGCCCCUCCCAACCCUUCGCGGCCGUACCCCCUCCUACGGCUCCCCUCCACGGCCAGAGUGGUGCUGGAGCACGUGGCGCGCGAGUUGCAGAAGCACCGCCGCUUCGCGAAGCGCAGUGUCUACCCGGCUGCCGCAACACGCAGCGGCAGGUGUUUAGUAAACCCCGACGCUUCCACUGCAAUUCCUAGAAUGCACGUUUUGGACUGCACAUUGCUGACAGGAGCAUCAUACUGCGUUUCAUUGUAAGAGAAGGCGAAGUGAUCCAAUUUAAUUCCUGGCGAUUUUGUACAAAUGGGUGAGCAGAGUAUGUUGGCAGCAACUGAACUUUAUGUUGAUAGGCUGUAGAUCACUCUCUUGCUUUCUGAUCGAAAACGACUGCAGACUGAAAUGCCUAGGAGACAAUUCUUAACACCGAGCAACUAGUACGUCAAUAGCGUUUUUUGCUGGUAUUUUACUAGCUCUGCGAAACAUCUCCAGCUGGCAAUGUGCUAGAUUAACAAUAGUGACGACGCUAGACGCUUGCAGCAUAUCCUGGGUAGCAGACCUGUUUCAGUGAUGCUGGAGAGAUAGCUAGGAGGAAAAUAGCUACAAAGAAAAGACCUCCGCACAGUUUUAUUACGAUCGAAUCGAAGCGAAAAAGUGCUAAACUGUUUACAACGCGCAAUGCGUCGGAGGUGAUCAUGGGAAGGGCAGAGACAGUAUACAGAGUUCUGCAGCGUAGUUUGAGGGAAGUGUGAACCCCUGGAAUGCUGGGAACCCGCCGAAGAGCGUGCUGAGCGGUGUGCCAUGGAGGACGCCAAGCGUUCCUCCGCCAACAAUGGUUUUCUGCGCGACGCGGAGAAAGAGACACUGCUGAGGGACGGUGGGUCGAGGCCCGCGGCCGGCGGAGGCGGCGCGCCCGCCCCCGCAGUCAAGUACGCUCCCGCGGGGGCUGUUGGAGCGGCAAGCGUCGUAGUGGUGACGGCGGGAGGCGGCGCCGGCGGCGGCGGAAGCGGAGGCGGCGGCCACACGACGCUGGAGCGUUGCCUCGCGGCUGCCGUGUUAGCCCUGUUCGUCGCCUGCCUCGCCUUCUUGGCGCUCGCCGCGCUAUCUUGGUCCUCCUGCCAGCGCACAGAUGAGACGAGUAACAUCUGUCUCACCGAGGAAUGCGUGCGGACAGCAUCGUCGCUGCUGGCCGCCAUGGACCGGUCGGCCAACCCGUGCGUGGACUUCUUCCAGUACGCGUGCGGCACGUGGAACAAGAAGCACGUCAUCCCGGAGGACCGCAGCAGCAUCAGCACGUUCGAGGUGCUCGCCGACCAGCUGCAGGUCAUCCUCAAAGGGGUACUCGAGGAGCCCAUCAACGAGCUGGACAGCGAGGCGACGCAGAAGGCUAAGCGCUUCUACAACUCCUGCAUGAACAUCCAGCAGAUCCGACGUCUGGGGGACGAGCCGCUGCGCGGGGUGCUGCGCGCGCUGGGCGGCUGGCCCGUCACCGACGAGCAGUGGGCGCCGCCCGCCUUCAGCGUCGAGGUGCUGCUGGGCCGCCUCCGCGGAGAGUACAACGAGGGCGUCCUCAUCGAGCAGUGGGUCGGCCCCGACGACAAGAACUCCUCCGUCAACAUCCUGCAGCUGGACCAGAUGACGCUGGCGCUGCCGAGCCGCGACUACUACCUGAAGGCGAGCUCGGAGGGCGACCUGCGCGCCUACCACCGCUACAUGACCGAGGUGGCCCUCCUGCUGGGCGCCAACGCCAGCCGCGCCGCCACCGAGCUGCAGAGCGUCAUCGACUUCGAGCGCCGCCUCGCCAACGCGUCGCUGCCGGAGGCGGACCGGCACGACACGAGCGCCAUCUACCGCAAGCUGACGCUGGCCGAGCUGCAGGCCGAGGUGCCGCAGCUCAACUGGCUCGAGUACCUCAACGCCUUCCUCGAGACCGACAUCGACGACCAGGAGCCCGUCGUCAGCUACGCCAUGCCUUACUUCAUCGAGAUGGGCCGCAUCCUGCAGGAGACUGAGCGCAGGGUGAUCCACAACUACGUGCUGUGGCGGCUGGUGAUGGACAUCAUGCCGCACAUGAUCGACGACUACCAGCAGAAGCGCGUCGAGUUCCGCAAGAUCCUGCUGGGCAUCCUGAGCGAGCGCAACCGCUGGAGCCAGUGCGUCGAGUGGACCAACAAGAAGCUCGGCAUGGCCGUCGGCGCGCUCUUCAUCCGAGACAACUUCAACCACGAGAGCAAGGAGACGGCGCUGGAGAUGAUCCACACGAUCCGCGAGGCGUUCAACGAGCUGCUGGCCGAGAACCACUGGAUGGAUGACGAGACACGGGCCGUCGCCAAGGAGAAGGCGGACGCCAUGAACGAGCGCAUCGGCUACCCGGAGCUGCUCACAGACCCCGACGAGCUCAGCAAGGAGUACGUCAUGCUGAACGUGACGGAGGACCAGUUCCUGGUGAACAUCCUGAACGUGCUGCGGUACGACGCCUACCACAACCUACAGAAGCUGCGCCAGCCCGUCAACAAGGACAAGUGGUCCACAGAGCCCGCCGUCGUCAACGCCUUCUACAACCCCAACAAGAACGAUAUAGUGUUCCCGGCGGGCAUAUUGCAGCCGUUGUUCUACAGCCAGCACUUCCCCAAGUCGCUCAACUACGGCGGCAUCGGAGUCGUCAUCGGCCACGAGAUCACGCACGGGUUCGACGACAAGGGCCGGCAGUUCGACAAGGACGGCAACAUGAUGCAGUGGUGGAACAACGCUACGGUGCGCGCCUUCCGCGAGCGCGCGCAGUGCAUCAUCGACCAGUACUCGCGCUACAAGCUGGACGAGGUGGGCCUCUUCGUCAACGGCCGCAUGACGCAGGGCGAGAACAUCGCCGACAACGGCGGCCUCAAGCAGUCCUUCCGGGCUUACCGCAAGUGGGUGUCGCGGCACGGCGAGGAGCCGCUGCUGCCCGGCAUCAACUUGACCCACGACCAGCUGUUCUUCCUCAACUACGCGCAGAUCUGGUGCGGCUCGAUGCGGCCCGAGGACGCGCUCACCAAGAUCCGCUCGUCGGUGCACUCGCCGGGCCCGGUGCGCGUGCUGGGACCACUGAGCAACUCGUGGGACUUCGCUCGCGCCUACCACUGCCCGCCCGGGUCUCCCAUGAACCCCACCAACAAGUGCUCCGUCUGGUAGGCCCAGCUGCUGCUGACCUGUCGCGUCAACUGUGUCGCUGCUCACGUCGAACAGCUUUCAGUUCACUGAAGCCACACGUGUACCUGAUAUCAGGGUGGACUAAUAGGACACCUCAACAACCCUAACUUCCAGGAGUUCGCGCCCUACGUCUCUCUGCCCACUCCCGCAAUGGCCCUUCCUUCCCACGCUCUAUGAAUCUGCUGCGUGUGAGAGCUUCUGAGGUGACUUAUCCUUCUUCACUAUAAAAGUACCGUCUUUUAUGAAAUCACUGUAUUGUCUGCAGACUGUAAGGGAUAUGAUGUGCAACUAAUUCCGCAAAAAUUUCGGCAUACAAGCCGUCAACUUCUGAAGUGCCUUGGGACAGGUCUUAAUCUAAACUCGUGCCGUAAUACUAGACAUAAUCAUAGCUAAUGACAGUACACAAGAUCUUCAAGUGUAGCAUUGGUGUUACCUUGCAUAAACUUCAAACCAUUUGGAAAUGUCGUUUAUGCAGAUCGUGGGAAGAAGUGGACAUCAUAAACAGAAGGGGGACCUCACUUACGGUGCAGUGUACACCGUAAGUGAGGCUGGCAGAUUUCUCACAAUGUCACAGUCGCCUAUAAUUGGGCGCUAUUUACCUGCCAUUUUUUCAAGGCCCGACUACAGCAUUUCUGCCAUAUUGAAUGGGUCAUUACCCUAUUACCAGGAUUACACCCAACCUGUGAUGUCAUCAUAAUGUGGCAGUAAUGCACACUACAGUAUAAGUGAGAUUCACGUACUCCUAGCAUAUCUCUUACUGACGUCUGCUGAAAAUGUUCUUAUUUCAUGAAUACAAUACAACAAACCUAAGGCGCCAACUGGAGUAAAUAUAUCGAAAAAUACUGUCUUUUAGAUGAGUGUUAUUAACAUUAUUUUGCCAUAGCUGAAAGAGUGAGUACAUAAAUAAAAGAACGCCUAACUUAAUCUUGAAAUGUAAGAGAAGAUUCUUUUAUGGAUAAAUUUCCUAUUUGGGGAUAAAGCAGGGUAUUUGCUAUAAAAAUUACACCAGCAAGUUUCACAAAGGACAGGAAAGCUGCAAAAGGUGUCAUGUUAACAACAUACUUACUCUAAUCGUAUUCGACCGACUAAAGGUAAUCAACACUUUUUUUAAUCGACGUGGAUACAGUUCAGUUCCAUUUCUAGGUGUUCUUCCUACACUGUACCUGAAGUAUCCAGCAAUAGCUGCUAAACAGAAAUUUUCGCGAUAAGUGCGUAUUGUCUUAUAGGCCUCAGGACCACAGGUAUUGGCUUGGGUUUAAUUAUUGGCUUCACCAUUUACCUCCUGCAAUGGAUGACAGCCAGAGCCACUGGACAACCAGGUAUGAUUUUCUGAGACUAAAUUUUUUCCCAAAUUUAAUUAUUACUAUAGAAUAAUGGAUAGAGGAAUAUAAAAUAUUUCUGGACGUGAAACAAAAGUACCAAGAAUAGAGGAGGUCUCAAAUUUUACAGGUUGUAAGUAGUAGCAUUAAUAAAACUGAUACUGCUUACUAUUUCCACAUAUGUGUUCAGAACGCUCUUCAACUCUACUAACAGCUGUCGGCCAGCGUUUGGAUAACAUCGCAAUGCGGUGGCAGUUGUGCAGAUACGAAGAUCAUUGUUCGAUAUGCCAUCAGGAACGAGGUUUCUGGAGAAACACAGAAAACAAAAACACAAUGGAUAAGGGUUGAGAAGGAAAAUUGACAUUAAAAAAAAUCAUUUCAACCUGUAGUAGUUUUGAGAAACCAAAGAGAAUCUAAAUUUCAGUGGCAAGGCAAAACUCAGUUCCGUUAAACGUGAAUCCUUUCUAACAAGUAAACAGAUUAGCUCUUCUGGCUAUUGUGACAAGUAAACUGUUCGAAGAUUUUUAUUUAAAAGGCAAUUAACGUCUAUACCUACCUCAAAAACCUCUGAUGGUUUCUCCUGUGACGAAAUAUUAGGUAUGUAAUUAUGCUUAAGACUAUGCCCUAAAAGAAAUCACCAAGGCAAUGUCCAUAAAACUGACAAACAAGAGAAAAUAUUAACUUUAGAGCCACUAAAUUAUGGAACUUGAUAAGAGAAAAAAUUUACAAUGUGUUUUAUGUUAAUAACAGUAUAAAAUUUGGAAGCACUCUAGUUCACUGUUUUCCCUUUAAUAAACAGUUAGCAUUAGUAUAAAGUUUGGGAUACCCCCUGACACAUAUUUUCACAAUAAUAUACAUAGGUGUCUUAAGUGAAAAAUGGUAAAAAUUGCAUCACAGUGUUCAGCGAAAAAUACAAAAUUUGACAAAGUUAAAUACAUUUCUUCAACCAUACUUAUCAACAUCAAUCCUGUCUAUAGAAGAGAGUUACAAUAAUAAACGUGUGUUUCGUCAUGGAUACAACUAAAUCGGAAAAUUGUCUGAGACACAUACAUAAUUUAGCAUUUUGCACCCUUAAAACGUGAAUUAUAAAAUGUUUACACAUUCUGACAGUGACAGAGAAGAUUUUAUACAUAGGGAUUUAUUCUGUAUAAUAAAGGAAAAAAAUAAUGAGGACUGAAAACAAUUUGAGAUUGAUGAACUUUUUCAUUGCAUGUCAAAUCUGAAUUUAAUUAGGUCACUAAUACACUGGGUGAUGCACCAACUAUUUCAGAAAUGAUUGUGGAGCUCUGCGUAUUCAAUGUGGAUAAACUGAUCCUAACUUCUACAGAGUUCAAAAAAGAUAGAUGUAAAACACAUCAUUGUUGUAUGAGAAACCAUCUCAAGCAUGUUAUGGGUGACAAUAAUUUCGUUAUCUGUUGUGCUAAAUUUCGAGCAAAAAUGCUUCUCAAAAGUACACAUCUCACAUUUUUACUGGUAAGCUCAGCCUGAUAACUGUUGGUAUCUUUCUCAUAAAAAAUUUGUUAGCAAGUCAGUUUGACACAAAGAGAAAUUAAGUUGCUCUCAUUCUCACAUUCAUUUUGUGUAAUAUUUUAAAAGCUCCUAAAUGAUUAAAAUAUAGAUGGUGGAGAAGGGCGACAGCGAAUUAAGAUAGCCUUCUUUGUUUAACUGAAAUUAUAAUACGAAUUAUAGUGCUAACAUCCAUCUCAUAAAAUAGCCAAAUGGAAACCUGUAAAUGGUCUUUAAUUGUAUUUUUUAAAUAACAGAAAGGUAUGAGCGGACCAACCCGUUUUUUCUACUCAAAAAUUCGUCAAAAUGGGAACAUUUUGACACUCACAAGUGAUACACAGAUUAUUCCGAAUCUUCUAUCUGUGCAAGCCUUUCUGAUAUUUUUCAUUUUUAGGAUGAUGGAUGUACUUUAGCAGGCUCUGUCACGUGCUCAUAACAUUCUUAUUAAUCUUGGUCAGCUAACUAUGUGCAAUUUUCAUGUUUCAUUAGACUACAAGACCAUAAACUCAAAAUGUGUUUGAAUCUAUAUGUAAGCUUGGGACAGUCCUUAUGUCAGUUACUGAAACUAAUUCCUUCGUUUUAUAUAAAGAAUCUGAUGGAUUUUCUAGUCUGACUGGAAUUUAUUUAUACAGCCUUUUUAACAAAAUAACACAAAAGUGAUCCUUCUCGGUGGGCAAGUUAGCUACUGUACUGCAUCCAUUCAGUUCAAGUGCUAAAAUUCAUACUUGACCUGGUAGUAGU